ACAGAUUGUAAGAAAGAAAGAAGAAAAUAAACUCAACAAAGAUUAUCUGUCUGUGGUUCUCCAGUUUCUGAAACAUGAAAUGAAACGGUUUCUUCGAUAAAUACAAAAAUUUUAACUUGAAGUUUAUACAAUAAUAACAGUGUUAAAACAUGAAUACCUCAAGUUUUGCUGUAGACUCUUCACGAGGAAAAACAGGAGAUACAGCUAAGACAUUUAUUCUUCCUGACAAAUGUUUUCAAAAACAUGUUGGCUGUGCGUGGGGUCGAGGAAACAAGUUCACAAUAUAUCCUCGAAGCCAAACUGUGAACAAGACGCCUACAGAUGCUGCAGACAGCAAAUUGAUGAAUAUAAAACAAGACAUUCUGUUGUUCACACCAAUCCUUAGGAAACUUGUAAAUGAAUCUAAUGGAACAUACCUAUCCCUUCAAAAAGCUGCCGAGGCUGCUAAAGUUUCCGACAACCAAGUGGAAUUCCUCAAAUUAUCUCGGCAGUUCCGAUCAAUCAUUAGAGUGUGCUUAGAAAACCUCCAAGAGGCUGCUACAAAGGCUGAAGGCAUUGAAAAGAACAAUUUACUAUCCUACAUCACCAUCUUCUACUCCAUUGAAUGUAUAUGGCAUUUGUGUGAGAUUCUGUACAUAGACAAUAUACCCGGAGACAUAGUGUUGCCAUAUUUGCUAGAGUGGGUUCGGUUUCAUUUCCCUUGUCAUGAGCAGACUGCUGCACAGUUGCUGGGGGCUUGUGAAAGAGGAUCCGAGGAGCAUGAGGACUACUGGGACACCGUUGUGGGUAUGGUGGUGCAGGGCAGGGUGGAUGUGGCUAGGGCACUGCUCAAACUACACUCAGCUGGAGAGAGCAAUGAGUUCAAGUUGGUUGAUAACUCUCUGAGGAGUAUGCCGGUAUACAGUGUGUAUGGAGGUAUAUCGACUGGGGAGUUCACAAUAUCCUGGAAGCACUGGCAAGCUGAGUGCCGGUCCAAACUUGGCAGUAGAGUACUGGCCUCACAACCCAAACUAGAACUUAUCAUGAAGAUAAUAAUAGGCGACUAUUCAGCAUUCGAAUCGAUAAGGAGCAAGUAUUCAUCAUGGUUUGACAUCCUGGGUGGGUGGGUGAUGUUCACGGCGCCGUGGUCGCGCCGCCACGAGCUGGGGGCCGCGGCCGCCGCCUGCGCCGGCAUGCAGCCCGCCGGACGCUCACACCUCGACGACAUGGUGCGGGCGCUGCUAGAAGGCGAUCUGCAUCAGGUGAUCCAUGAAAUCCAACAGAUAUCAGAUAAUGGCUGGUUUGCGACACAUCUCACUGACAUACUCUUCCACUGUGGCAAACUCACCAUCAUGGAUAAACACCAGACUAACGUAACUUCACGCCUCCGAGACAGUCUCAUCUUAGAGUAUGGUUGUCUCCUCAUGGAACACAAGUCCCUCUGGUCUGUCGGCCUCUCCUACCUCGCCUCCUGUCCCCCAGAAGGGCUGAGAAGAGCAGAGCUCAUUCUAGAGAGAAUGCCAGUGGAUACAGAAGCUAAAGCUAUGAAGAUCAUUGCUGAAGCUAAGAAGUAUGAACUCAUUGGUGUUGCGCAGUCAGUAUGUCGGUGCAUGUGCGCGCGGCACCUGUCGGCGGGGCGCGCGGGCGGCGCGCUGUGCUGGGCCAUGCGCGGCCGCAGCAGCGCCGCCACGGCCCGCGCCGCGCACGCCGCGCUCGCGCACUACACGCAGCACGCCGUGCUGCCCGCGCAGGACCUCCUGCUCACUGCCGGCUCCGCUAUGCUACUGUCUGAUGCACUACUAUUCUUAGGUAAAUACUGUGAUUUCCACAGACUGUACAAAACUAAAGAAUUCAAGAAAGCUGCUCAGUUACUAGUCUCUUUGAUUACAUCGAAAAUUGCACCAGAAUACUUCUGGGAAACACUACUCUUAGAUACUCUGCCACUUCUAGAAUCUGACGAGCCAGUGUUUACUUCAAAUGACACAUAUGAAAUCAUGUUGUGCCUAGAGCUUCGUUCCUCCAGCUUGGAUGGAGAGAAGGCUGACCUCCUCCGCCUGGCAUUAGCUCGCAACCUCGCCAGGACAGCUCUGGCAGAGGGAGAUGGCACGGAAGAAAAGGGUCAAUGAUUGUUCAGGAGAAACAUGCCAUGGAAUUCUGUAUUCAGCCACAAAGACAAUCAAAUAGUGUGGGAUGCGAUCAAGAUGGACUAAAUGUUGUGAUGGUGUAGUGAACAGCCUGAAGUACUUGAUAAAUGAAGCAAUAACAUCUUAAUGUGAGUUUCACAAUGUCUGAAAGUGCUUUUAUUAAUAUUGUAUGGAAAAUUAUUCCAAACUUAUUGUCAAUGGUGAUAUCUGUUGUUAUUUUUAUGUAAUAAAAAGUUAGUUUCUAAGUAAAAACAAUAAUGUAAGGAGUCCUGUUUACUCUCUAAAAAUACCUCUUAUAAAUUUUUGUGAACAUAUGUUAAGGAGUAACCAAUUUACAGAGUUUUUGAAAUGUUUUAUGUCAGAGGUUAUUGUCUGCCAGAGUAAGCAGGGUAAACGUCACUAACUUAAUGAGUCAUUCUGGAAUAGUCUAGUUAACAUUCCCAUUUUUAUACUGAUUCUAAUGUAAGGAAUAUUCAGAAGUAAUCACUGCCAUAUAACGUAACUGUAUUAGGAGCUAUUCUGUAACUUCAUUUUCAGUGUCACUUCCUAGUUAUUUUGUUUCUGUAUCAUUAUUUUAAAAUGAUUGAAAAUAGCAAAUGGAAGAAUAGAAUGUUUGCCAAUAAGACUAAUUGUUGUCAAAAUGUCUAACAAUUAUACUACCACAAAGAUGGGUGAUGGGUGAUAGUCGACAAAAUUCAACCGGAAGAAAAAAAUACAUGAUGGUAAAAUACCCAACUUCUUUGAUAAGGGAAAUACUUGGAUUAGAUUUUACAUGUUAAAAUGUCAAUGGGAGAUUACCAAUAACUACUAAAUUAUAACCAAAAAUGUUAUUUAGUUUCGGUAUUUAUUUGGCUGUCAGUAUAUUGUUGAAUUGUACAUAAUCAUUACAUUAAAUUAACUAAGUAUUUACAAGUGUGGAUCACUUGUCCGUAAUCAAAUAGAAGAGUAAGCAUGUGUGCUAACAUUUUUUGUAAUAAUUCUAAUUAAUAAAAACUAUUUUUACAAAUGU
Messenger RNA from Spodoptera litura, 3132 nucleotides. RefSeq names its product nuclear pore complex protein Nup75 (gene Nup75). Gene Ontology annotation, cellular component: nuclear pore outer ring. Gene Ontology annotation, biological process: mRNA export from nucleus; protein import into nucleus; positive regulation of DNA-templated transcription. The record is from RefSeq and is a predicted model, not a curated record. NCBI's taxonomy places the organism in Eukaryota, Metazoa, Arthropoda, Insecta, Lepidoptera, Noctuidae. Gene Ontology annotation, molecular function: structural constituent of nuclear pore.